ACCGACACAUGUAUCAAUUUUCGUGUUGAAGCAGAGAGAGCUAAUUGUUUGCCUCUGAGUCACAUGGAAAAGAAAGAUUCUUUCACUAGCUCUGCGGCACAUUCAACUCCAUCAUUCCUUAACACUUCCAUCUCAUGGGGACUUUCAACCGAAUCGAAUGUCGGCGGUUCUGCUGUGACUCAAUCACUGAUGAUGAGUUUGAAGGUAGAUGCAAGACCAGAACGUCUUUUAAACACAAAGAAUAUCAGUUUCCAGUACCAGGAUUCAUCUUCAACUCUGUCCACUGGUCAAUCUUCUACCCAUGUUGCUACUAGUGGAGAUGAUGACCCCUCCAGACAUAUCUCAUUUUCACCACAUUCAGAUUCUUCUUUGGCUAACUUCUCAUUUCACUAUGCCGAUCCACAUUUUGGUGGUUUAAUGCCUGCGGGUUACCUACCACAGGCAACAAUAUGGAAUCCCCAAAUGGUGAGUCGAGUUCCGCUACCAUUCGACCUCAUAGAAAGUGAGCCUGUCUUUGUCAAUGCAAAGCAAUUCCAUGCAAUUAUGAGGAGGAGGCAACAACGUGCAAAGCUAGAGGCGCAAAACAAAUUAAUCAGAGCCCGUAAGCCGUAUCUUCAUGAAUCUCGACAUGUUCACGCUCUUAAACGACCUAGAGGAUCUGGUGGAAGAUUCCUAAACACCAAAAAGCUUCAAGAAUCUACAGACCCAAAACAAGACAUGUCAAUCCAACAGCAACACGCAAAGGGAAACAUGUCAAGAUUCGUGGCUCACCAGCUGCAGACCAGCAAGGACCGUGGUUGUUCAACCACUUCUGGCUCUGACAUCACCUCUACUUCUGACGGCGUUGAUCUCUUUGGACACUCGGAAUUUCAGAUAUCAGAUCACCCAUCUCAGACAAACCCAACAAUGUAUGUUCAUGGUCAAUCAAAUGACAUGCAUGGAGGUGGGAACACUCAUCAUUUCUCUGUCCAUAUCUGAGACAGUGGAAUUUGGUGAUGUGUAUGUUCCCACAAAAAAAGGGAAGUCAUCCUUGGCUGCUACCUCGCUACUUCGCUAGUUCUUAUUUCACACGCUUUGUCCAGAUAUCAUUUGAAUGACCAAAACCUUCAAGCUUCAACUCUUUACUUCUCGUCUGUCAUUUGUACCAUGGAUCAUCGUGUGUUAAGUCAGUGAUUGGAUUGGAGUGUUAAAUGUAAAUGUAAAUGUAAAUCUGAUAACUGAUAAGUUUCUGCUCUUUGCUUAUUCAUAGUUAGUAAACCUAAACCAGAUUC
Molecule: messenger RNA, 1271 nt
Organism: Arabidopsis arenosa
Lineage: Eukaryota; Viridiplantae; Streptophyta; Magnoliopsida; Brassicales; Brassicaceae
Source: the annotation of a GenBank genome assembly